AUGAAGUCUACCCUAUUAGCGAUGGUGACUUUCAUUUGCGUAAAAUCGGGCGCUGCCGAUGAAACAAUAACUGAGGGCACCGAACUCGUAUUAACCUUCUUGAUCCAUAGGCAUGGAGACAGGACCCCACUUAAAUCCACGAUGGAAUUAAGUGACGAUCAAGACGCUUUAGAAGAACUUACACGCCCUUAUGGAUAUGGACAACUAACAAAUGUAGGAAAACGCCGAAGUUUUGAGAUGGGUAAAUUUAUCCGCCAUCGAUACAAUGACCUCAUAUCACCGCAUUACAACUCCUCCGAACUUUAUUUACGGUCUACGGACUCUACUCGUGCUAAAAUGACGGCAUUGAUAGCUAUGGCUGCUAUGUACCCCGCAAAGGGUCAAGAAUGGAUGGAGGAUAUAAACUGGGUGCCUGUACCUUACACAACUUUACCAGCGAAAUAUGAUUAUAACCUGGCCGUGAUAAACUGCCCCACGCUAUACAUGACCUUCAAGAAUGCAUCGAUUCCCCCCGAAAUGGAACAGCACCACGACUCAUUAGAACAGUUUGGACAAUAUGUGUCUGCUCUGAAGCGAGAUCCAUACCUAACGUACACAACAUAUGAUUUAUAUUACAGUCAGAUAAGCUUAGGUCUUCCCUUAAAACCCAAUUUACAAGAGGCUAUAUCAAAAAUAAAAGCAGCAGCAGGAGAAGCUAUUGAUGUGUUACUAGGAAAGGAUAACUUUGUUGCUUUGGGAGCUGGUCCAUUCCUCAAGGAAUUUUUUCGAUCAGACCUCAAUUGUCUUAGCUGGAAAUGA
Parnassius apollo (apollo) is the source of this 798-nucleotide messenger RNA. The record is from the annotation of a GenBank genome assembly. NCBI's taxonomy places the organism in Eukaryota, Metazoa, Arthropoda, Insecta, Lepidoptera, Papilionidae.